Molecule: messenger RNA, 1134 nt
Organism: Brienomyrus brachyistius
Lineage: Eukaryota; Metazoa; Chordata; Actinopteri; Osteoglossiformes; Mormyridae
Product: serine/threonine-protein kinase pim-1-like
Exons: 6
Coding region: 62-958 (298 amino acids)
Biological process (GO): regulation of mitotic cell cycle; negative regulation of apoptotic process; protein autophosphorylation
Cellular component (GO): cytoplasm
Molecular function (GO): ATP binding; protein serine/threonine kinase activity
Source: RefSeq, a predicted model, not a curated record
AUGACGCUCACCUAUCCUGCGCAGCUAUAAAACUUUCAUUUGCGUCCUGCUUUGAGAAACGAUGGGUGUCAAACGAUCACGUUCCGACUCUGACUGUGAAUCUCCUCCCAAGAAAAGGAGAGAGAGUACGGAAGGCGAUUUGCGGUUUAAAGGGCCUCGCAAAGAACAUUUGGAGGACCUGUACCACCAGGGGGAGCUAUUGGGAGAGGGUGGUUAUGGAGCCGUGUAUGCCGGCACUCGCAAGGCCGAUGGCUUCCCAGUGGCCAUCAAAUAUGCCCGAAAGGAUGACGAGGAGCUAGAACUGCCUGGACUUGACGGGCCCAUCCCAUUGGAAGUGGCGCUAAUGAUGCUCGUCAGCCAUGAGUCAUCUUGUGCCAACGUGCUGAAGCUCAUGGACUGGUUCAGUGGACCAGAAGAUUACAUUAUGAUCCUGGAAAGGCCGGAUCCAUGCCAGGAUCUAUACGAAUUCUGCGAUAGCAAAGGGGGCUACCUCUCAGAAGAUGUUGCAAGGCACGUGCUGGUCCAGGUGCUCCAGGCUUUGCGUCACUGCCAGGAUUCAGGCGUCUUCCAUCGCGACCUCAAAGCAGAGAAUCUGUUAAUCAGGACUGACACUUUGGAGGUGAAACUAAUUGAUUUUGGCUGUGGAGACAAAUGGAAAGACACCCCCUAUGUGGAAUAUUCAGGAACAGAGGACUUUGCUCCCCCAGAGCUGUUCCUGAGUGGGGAGUACCUAGCUGGCCCCACCAUGGUCUGGUCUGUAGGCCUCACACUUUAUGAGCUAGUGUGCGGCUACUUGCCCUUCCGCAACAAGAGGGCAAUCAUCUCAGGCUGCUUGAUAUUCCCCUCAUGGGUCUCUCCUGACUGCUGCAGUCUGAUUCGCCGGUGCCUGAGGCGUAAGGCGGCGGAUAGGCUGACGUUGGAGGAGAUUCAGGUCCAUCCAUGGCUGCAGCAGACGUGACUGCUGACCUGAAGGUCAAACAAGAAAAUAUUGUUUUGUUAACCUUCUGUAAUCAUGAUCAUCUUAAAUAAUGCGCAACUGUCAAAUAAAAGAUUUACUUUCACAAAUGCUCUAUAUAGGUGUUUCUCAUUUGUUCUGAUUUCUUGGUAACAGUGGUUAGUUGAUGCACAAUAUCC